Messenger RNA from Cinara cedri, 638 nucleotides. Lineage: Eukaryota; Metazoa; Arthropoda; Insecta; Hemiptera; Aphididae. The record is from the annotation of a GenBank genome assembly.
ACUCAUCUUUAAGACAUGUUGCUAGAGAAUUUGGCUUUUCAAAAACAAAGGUACACAAAAUAUUCAAAAAAUACAAGUUACAUCCAUAUAGGGCUGAUCUAGUUCAGCAUUUUGGCCAAGGUGAUAACGAACGUAGAUUAAAAUUUAUUGCAUGGAUAACAACAUGUACAAAUAACGACCCAUUAUUUUUAAAUUACAUUUUGUGGACCGAUGAAUCAAAGUUUACCAAUAAUGGUGUUUUAAAUAAGCAGAAUAACCGUUAUCGGUUAAACGGAAAUCCACAUUGGGCAGUUGAUACAAAUUAUCAAACAGUAUGGGGCACAAAUGUGUGGUGCUGAUUAUUAGGAGGAAAUUUAAUAGGUCCACAUUUUUAUGAUGGUACUCUUAAUGGAAGACGUUAUUCAGAUUUCUUAACUUUGCUACAGACGAUGUUGGAAGAUGUCCCUUUAUUACUUUGUCAAAAAUUAUUUUUUCAACAAGAUGGAGCACCCCCUCAUAAUGCCAUUAUUGUAAGACAACAAUAUAAUGAAAUGUUUGGAAAUCGAUGGAUGGGAACUCACGGGCCAGUGAAAUGGCCCCCACGGUCACCUGAUUUAACACCAUUAGACUUUUUUUUAUGGGGCCAUUUAAAGACUGUU